AUGGAGUUCUGAUGCGUAACGCUGUAUUAGAGAGGCUUACAGGGCAGACGUCUCUACCUCCAGGCAUGGGUGGUUUACAUAACGAGAGCUACUAUAGGGCAACCCACCAGACGACCCUGCUAAGUUUGGGUUCCAACCCGGAGACAGGAGGAAAGCUGACAAGCCCCACUGUGAACCAGCCUGCCAGGGAGACUCUCAUUAUAGAGGAUGACUCUUCCUUUUUGCCCAGUGGAGACACAAGUCUAGGUGCCAUCCGACCCCUAGCAGCAAUGAAACCUAGCCGCACCGACUCGACGAGCACGUCGUCGCAGGCGGACGCCACCUAUGCCAGUCAACUGUCGCUGGACAGUGGCAUGCAAGUGGGUGCAGGUGCAGGAGCCAGUGCCACUGGAUUUAGCCGCGAUGCGUUCGGCAGACAGAGCAUGUCGGAGAAGCGGCAUGCCACGCUCGAUGCUAAGAAUACCGACACUUAUAGGCGGACUAAGCGGGCUAGGGAGUUGAGACAAGCUGAAGGUGAAGACAUGGAUAGAAGUCAGCUGGGACCCUCUCUUGGAAUGAAGAAGUCAUCCAGUCUUGAAUCACUGCAAACCAUGGUGCAAGAGGUAAAUAUAUCCUAUUAUUAUUAA
Messenger RNA from Nilaparvata lugens (brown planthopper), 626 nucleotides. Its product is annotated as partitioning defective 3 homolog. Gene Ontology annotation, biological process: intracellular protein localization; cell adhesion; microtubule cytoskeleton organization. Gene Ontology annotation, cellular component: cell cortex; adherens junction; apical junction complex. Gene Ontology annotation, molecular function: phosphatidylinositol binding. The record is from RefSeq and is a predicted model, not a curated record. Lineage: Eukaryota; Metazoa; Arthropoda; Insecta; Hemiptera; Delphacidae.